Molecule: messenger RNA, 1885 nt
Organism: Monopterus albus (swamp eel)
Lineage: Eukaryota; Metazoa; Chordata; Actinopteri; Synbranchiformes; Synbranchidae
Gene: nfs1
Product: NFS1 cysteine desulfurase
Exons: 13
Coding region: 268-1617 (449 amino acids)
Biological process (GO): [2Fe-2S] cluster assembly
Cellular component (GO): mitochondrion; cytosol; nucleus
Molecular function (GO): cysteine desulfurase activity; pyridoxal phosphate binding
Source: RefSeq, a predicted model, not a curated record
CGUCCUCGGAAGUGUUCGUUGUCAUUCUAUUAAAUUGGACGCAGAUCGAUUCUGCCGUGACCUGGAUGUAUUGAAACUCGUGGGUUAACUGAGAGUAGGCUGCAUUUCGUAGACGCAAAUCAAACUUCAUUCGGGCUUACAGCUUAUUCAUUUUCUUCUCCAACAACCUCCCGGUUAUGCUGGUUUGAAGCGGGUCAUAUUGGUGUUUUGGUUGCGGGUAGAGUUUCGUCACUAUCAGAAGUCAGCUGAAACCAGCCCGCCGCUAAGAUGCUUUCACCGAGCAGGACCGUCUCCUCUCGCCUGCUCAGGUCGUGCUCGUGGCUCCCUCUCCGGCUAAGCUCCGAAGGGAAAGCCAUCGGCUCUCUGCAGAAAGAUUUGAUAAAGAAACAUGAGCUGGCGAAAGAUGAGCUCCGUCCCCUCUAUAUGGACUUCCAGGCUACCACGCCCAUGGACCCCCGGGUGCUGGAUGCCAUGUUGCCCUACCUGAUGAAUUACUACGGUAACCCUCACUCCAGGACACACGCCUAUGGUUGGGAGAGCGAGACUGCCAUGGAGAAUGCCAGGAAGCAAGUGGCUGAUCUGGUUGCAGCUGAUCCCAGAGAGAUCAUCUUCACCAGCGGAGCCACCGAGUCCAACAACCUAGCCCUUAAGGGUGUUGCCAGAUUCUACAAGAGCAGGAAGCGUCAUAUAGUCACCACGCAGACGGAACAUAAAUGUGUUCUGGACUCGUGUCGAGUUCUGGAGGCCGAAGGCUUCAAUGUCACAUACCUGCCAGUCCAGAAGAAUGGACUGCUGGACCUGGAGCUGCUGGAGGCCUCCAUUUGUCCUGACACCUCUCUGGUGUCGGUGAUGACUGUCAACAAUGAGAUUGGAGUCAAGCAACCUAUUGAGGAGAUCGGUACAAUUUGUCGUUCAAAAGGAGUCUUCUUCCACACUGAUGCUGCUCAGGCUGUUGGAAAGAUUCCCAUCAACGUCUCCAACUGGAAGAUCGACCUAAUGUCCAUCAGUGGUCACAAGCUCUAUGGACCCAAAGGUGUGGGAGCUCUGUACGUGCGUCGCAGGCCCCGGGUGCGUUUAGAGCAACUACAGAGUGGGGGUGGGCAGGAGAGGGGGCUGCGCUCUGGCACUGUCCCCACCCCAUUGGUUGUUGGGCUGGGAGCCGCCUGCAGCGUUGCCCAGCAAGAGAUGGAGUAUGAUCAUUGCAGAGUGUCCAUGCUGGCUAAGCGGCUUGUCCAGAAGAUCAUGUCUGAGGUUCCUGAUGUAAUCAUGAACGGAGAUCCAGAACAACGCUACCCUGGCUGUAUCAACUUGUCUUUUGCGUAUGUGGAAGGAGAGAGUCUACUGAUGGCGCUGAAGGACGUCGCCCUGUCAUCUGGCAGUGCAUGCACAUCAGCGUCUCUGGAGCCAUCAUACGUCCUCAGAGCAAUUGGAACAGAUGAAGACCUGGCUCACUCUUCCAUCAGGUUUGGUAUUGGCAGGUUCACCACAGAAGAAGAGGUGGACUACACAGCAGAGAAAUGUAUCCAGCAGGUCCGCAAACUCAGAGAGAUGAGUCCUCUGUGGGAGAUGGUUCAGGAAGGCAUCGAUCUGAAGAGCAUCAAGUGGACGCAGCACUAGAUUCCUCCCACUCUCUACUUUUCCAUUUCUAGCCGAUGACGACUACAAUGAUGAUGGUUCCCAGGGAAUUCUGAUCAGUUUUUUUAAAAUUUUUUUUUAUUCCUGCCAUGGAUGUAUUAUUAGAGCUGGAUACGAUGCUGCCACUCAGCUUUUAGCCAGUUCUUCCCCACAGCUGCUUGUGGUAAUGUGGUGAAAAAUCUCCUUGCAGUCCAAAACCCACUUUCUCCCUUGACCACAAUAAUAAAAGAAAUGUCUGUACAGCUGUUGA